CAAAUCCUAACGAGCUAAACGUCCGUCAGUUAAUUAAAACCCGACCCGUUUAUCACACCAGAGGCGACAGCCAAUACCGUCAUACCAUCGCUCUCUCGCCGAGCUCCGGCUAAGGCAAAGAAGAAGAAGAAGAUUUUAGAGAAGCGCUCUUAACAUAGACGUCAUCCGCCAGCUUCGCUCACACAAGCCUUAACUGAUCAAGCCUCCACUCAUGGCGGAGUCAUCGGGGACUACAUUGAUGGAUCUGAUCACGUCGGACCCGUCGUCGACCCAGUCUUCAUCGAAGUCGACGGCUUCCGCAGCUCCCGCCGCUACUUUACCACAUCAGACGGCGGCUGCGGCUACAGCGUCCACGGAUCGGAAGAAGAAAGGGAUGCUGAUGCAGAUCCAAAGCGAUACUAUCUCCGCUGCUAAGGCUGCUCUCAACCCGGUCCGCAUGCCUCAGAGGCAAAAGAAGAAGGCAGUUUCAUAUGCACAACUUGCAAGGAGCAUCCAUGAGCUAGCAGCCACAUCUGAUCAAAAAAGCUCCCAGCGGCAGUUAGUUCAGCAUGUCUUCCCAAAGCUUGCCGUGUACAAUUCUGUGGACCCAUCAAUAGCACCAUCUCUUCUUAUGCUUGGUCAGCAGUGUGAGGAUCGGACAGUUCUACGAUAUGUUUAUUAUUACCUUGCCAGAAUUCUUUCAGAUGGUGGUUCACAAGGUCUGAGUCCUGGUGGUGGGAUACCUACCCCAAAUUGGGAUGCCUUGGCUGACAUUGAUGUUGUUGGAGGGGUAACAAGAGCUGAUGUUGUGCCAAGAAUUGUAGACAGGCUAACCUCAGAGGCCUUGAAUGAAGAUGUUGAGUUUCAUGCACGACGACUUCAAGCUCUAAAGGCUCUUACUUAUGCACCUUCUAGCAGCUCGGAGAUCUUAUCAAAGUUGUAUGAAAUUGUCUUCAGCAUCUUAGACAAGGUUGCUGAUACACCACACAAACGCAAAAAGGGAAUUUUUGGUGCUAAAGGAGGGGAUAAAGAGUCUAUAAUUCGGAGUAACUUGCAAUAUGCUGCAUUAAGUGCUUUGAGAAGGCUUCCUCUUGAUCCAGGAAAUCCUGCAUUUCUCCAUCGUGCUGUGCAAGGAGUCUCAUUUGCUGAUCCAGUUGCUGUAAGGCAUUCUUUAGAGAUUCUCUCCGACUUAGCAAUGAUGGAUCCUUAUGCAGUUGCUAUGGCAUUAGGGAAACUUGUGCAACCUGGUGGAGGUCUGCAGGAUGUUCUCCAUAUGCAUGAUGUUCUUGCUAGAGUUGCACUUGCUAGGUUGUGCCACACAAUAUCUAGAGCUCGGGCAUUAGAUGAAAGACCAGACAUUAAGUCUCAGUUUAAUUCACUGCUAUAUCAAUUACUCCUUGAUCCCAGUGAAAAAGUUUGUUUUGAAGCCAUCCUGUGUGUACUUGGAAAAUUUGAUAAUGCUGAGAGGACUGAGGAACGAGCUGCUGGAUGGUAUCGACUAACCAGAGAAAUUCUUAAACUCCCUGAAGCACCUUCGGUGAAGGAAUCCAAAACUGAAUCAAAAGAUACAGUUCCCAAGUCUUCCAAAGAUAAAUCACAAAAGACAAGGCGCCCUCAACCUUUGAUCAAACUUGUAAUGAGGAGGUUAGAAAGUUCUUUUCGCAGUUUCUCUCGACCUGUUCUUCAUGCGGCAUCAAGAGUUGUUCAGGAGAUGGGAAAAAGUCGUGCUGCAGCUUUUGCCUUGGGCUUACAAGAUCUUGAUGAAGGAGCUUAUGUUAAUACCUUUGCUGAAAAUGACUCAUAUGAUCCUGAUCUUAAUGAAACCUCUCAGUCUGAAGGCAUACGCAGAGUUUCUUCAAUUUCAAAUGGAGCUAGUGGGAAAGAUACAAUUGCUAGUUUGUUGGCGUCUUUAAUGGAGGUGGUACGGACAACUGUUGCAUGUGAAUGUGUCUUUGUUCGUGCUAUGGUUAUAAAAGCUUUGAUAUGGAUGCAAAGCCCACAUGAGUCAUUUGAUGAAUUGGAAUCCAUCAUUGCAUCAGAGCUCUCUGACCCAACUUGGCCAGCAACUUUACUAAACGACAUAUUACUUACACUCCAUGCUCGUUUCAAGGCAACUCCUGAUAUGGCAGUUACCCUUUUAGAAAUAGCAAGAAUUUUUGCAACCAAAGUUCCUGGCAAGAUUGAUGCAGAUGUGCUACAACUACUAUGGAAAACUUGUCUAGUUGGAGCUGGCCCAGAUGGAAAACACACAGCACUGGAAGCAGUUACAAUUGUUCUUGAUUUGCCACCUCCCCAACCAGACUUGAUGUCAGGACUUACCUCAGUUGAUAGGGUAUCUGUGUCCGAUCCAAAAUCAGCUUUGGCAUUGCAAAGAUUGGUCCAAGCAGCAGUGUGGUUCCUAGGAGAAAAUGCAAAUUAUGCUGCUUCUGAAUAUGCUUGGGAAUCAGCAACCCCUCCUGGUACAGCAUUAAUGAUGUUAGAUGCAGAUAAAAUGGUUGCUGCUGCUAGUUCUCGUAAUCCAACCCUCUCUGGUGCUUUAACUCGACUCCAGCGGUGUGCUUUUAAUGGAAGCUGGGAGGUCCGGAUAAUUGCCGUUCAAGCUCUCACCACAAUUGCAAUUAGAUCUGGCGAGCCUUAUAGGUUACAGAUCUAUGAACUUUUACAUACUCUAGCACAAGGUGGUGUGCAAUCUCAGUUCUCAGAUAUGCAUAUUAGCAAUGGAGAAGACCAGGGUGCAAGUGGUACAGGUCUUGGAUCUUUAAUAAGUCCAAUGUUGAAAGUCCUUGAUGAAAUGUAUAGUGCACAGGAUGAUUUAAUAAAGGAGAUGCGGAAUCAUGACAAUGCCCAAAAGGAAUGGACUGAUGAUGAGUUAAAAAAACUAUAUGAAACACACGAGAAGCUGUUGGAUCUUGUUUCUCUGUUCUGUUAUGUUCCUCGAGCAAAAUAUCUUCCAUUGGGUCCUACAAGUGCAAAGCUCAUUGAUAUCUAUCGAACUCGGCAUAAUAUAAGUGCCUCAACUGGCCUCACUGAUCCAGCAGUUGCGACGGGUAUAUCUGAUCUUAUUUAUGAGACCUCCAAAGCAAAAUCUGCUGAGCCAGAUACACUAGAUGAUGAUCUUGUUAAUGCUUGGGCCACAAGCCUGGGUGAUGAUGGCUUAUUGGGGAACAAUGCACCUGCAAUGAAUAGGGUUAAUGAAUUUCUUGCUGGUGCUGGUACUGAUGCCCCUGAUGUUGAUGAGGAAAAUGUUGUUUCUAGACCUUCAAUGAGUUAUGAUGAUAUGUGGGCUAAGACUCUCUUGGAGACUUCAGAAAUGGAGGAAGAUGAUGCGAGAUCAUCUGGAUCUUCAUCACCAGAUUCAAUAGGAUCAGUUGAGACAUCCAUAUCAUCACACUUUGGUGGACUGAAUUAUCCCUCAUUGUUCAGUUCCAAGCCAACUACCUAUGGGUCUUCUCAAACAAAGGAUAGAUCGGGUGGGUCACAGUAUUCUAAUAAUUCUUAUGGCAGUUCUUAUGGUGGUCUUGGCUCUCCAAUACGGGAAGAGCCUCCACCAUAUUCUUCACCAAUCCAUGAAAGAAAUGCGUCGUUUGAGAACCCCUUAGCUAGUUCUGGUUCCUACAGUUUUGGAUCACAUGAUGAUGAACGGGCAUCUUCAGGCAACCCACAGUUUGGUUCAGCACUUUAUGACUUCACUGCUGGUGGCGAUGAUGAGUUGAAUCUGACAGCUGGAGAAGAGGUUGAAAUUGAAUACGAAGUUGAUGGCUGGUUCUAUGUAAAGAAAAAACGCCCCGGAAGGGAUGGGAAGAUGGCUGGUCUUGUUCCAGUACUUUAUGUCACUCAAUCGUGAUUACAGUGAUGAAAUUAAUUGUUACAACUUCUACACAUACUAAGAACAGCAAUGCAUAUAUGGGUUUUCCAGCAUCCCUGGGUUUUGCACUUGCAACAAAGAAUAUAUAUGGAUUUUGGUGGCUUUCACUUCCACAUCUUUGCACAAUUGUUGAGCUCAAAUUCUUGAAGUGACUAAUUCAUCUGUGAUUCGUCGGGAUUUUCAGUUUGCUUUAUUUUCGCCUGGUGGCUGAGUUACUGACAUCCAUCUUUCCUUUUUGACACUGAAGGAGCUUCUUCUUGAUGAUGUUAGGAACUCAAUAGGAGUUUCUGUUGUGAUUCUGGUGUGUAUAAUAGUCUUAUUUGAUUAGUAUGCCUCUACCUGUGCUUUAUUGGAAAUUAUGAUUAUAGAAAGAGUUUAUAUUACAGUAGUAGUAGCAAACAACGCAGACGGUCCAGUGUAUUUUUGUUGUUAUUAUUAUUAUAUUAAUUCAUGUUUUGUGAUUUUUGCGCGACAA
Messenger RNA from Ipomoea triloba (trilobed morning glory), 4319 nucleotides. RefSeq lists its product as uncharacterized. Bases 212 to 3823 code for a protein of 1203 amino acids. Lineage: Eukaryota; Viridiplantae; Streptophyta; Magnoliopsida; Solanales; Convolvulaceae. The record is from RefSeq and is a predicted model, not a curated record. The transcript is spliced from 27 exons. Gene Ontology annotation, molecular function: protein binding.